AUUUAGAAAAUUUGGCAUGUAUUUCUCCUUACUCGACAGUCAUGGAGCAGCUGGUAACAUCUCUAUCUUAAACAUGCGUGUAAAACAACAUACAAACAAAAACGGAGCCUGAAAAUCAAGUUUUUAAAUUAAUUAAACUUUGACUAGAAUUUAUUGUACCAGUACUUGAUUUUCUGCAAAGUCCAAUCAUUUGCACUGAAUGGCAUUUUUUUUAAAGGAACAAAACAAUCCAUGAGAGAUAAUGCAUGUAUGCAGCCAGGUCAGCAUGUGUUAAAUAGUAAUGACAGUCAGUUUUCAGAGCAAAAACUAAAUCAUAUACGUAUAUGUCUAUAGAGAAAGGGUCAUUCUGUUUUCAAUCAUUGCAAAAGGCAGAUGUACUACUAGCAGAAUCGAUCCGCAGGUAAACUGCUUAGUCAUGUUUCCAUUAACACGUUAAAUACCUAUGUCACUUCUCAAUAGAUCCAGAGCUAAACACAGUGGUUUUCAUUUUAAAUAUAUAUACUCAACUGUUUGUGUGCUGUUAUUGUGGAAUUUACACAGUUUUAAUUCAAUUCAACACCAAUCCAAAAUGUAUACCUAAAUUGUUGAAGACGAAUCAAAUUCAAAAUGUCUGCACAGGAAGUGUAUGAGUCGAAGUUGCAGACGGACUCUACUUCUUGUUACCGCCCAAAGGCAGUAACCACCGAAAAGCCUGCAGAUGGGAGCAUGCAUUUCACCAUCAUGAAACAUCCAAAGGAAGCUUUAGAAGUGAUGAGUACUCUCCGGAGGCUUACAAAACUUUGUGAUGUCACUCUUUUGGUGGGGGAGGAAAAAUUCCUGGCUCACAAGAUUGUGUUAGCUGCAGCCAGUCCAUAUUUCCGUGCCAUGUUCACAGGAGGGAUGAGGGAAGAAGAAAUGACGACCAUUCCUUUGCAUGGGAUCACGCCAUGCACGUUAGCAACGCUCAUAGAGUUUGCAUACACGGCAGAAGUUCGUGUUAGUGAAAUGAACGUUUGUUAUCUUCUACCAGCAGCCACAAUGUUUCAGAUGAAUCAUGUUGUGGAAGCAUGUAGUGUCUUUCUUGAACAACAACUAGACCCUAGUAAUUGUAUUGGUAUAGCAGAUUUUGCUAGUGAACAUGGUUGUAUAGAAUUACAGACAAAAGCAAGAGAAUUUAUUUUCAAAAAUUUUUCUGAAGUGAUAAAAUGUGAUGAAUUUCUAACGCUUUCACCAUGUCAACUUAUAAACUUAAUCAAACAUGAUGAACUUAAUAUUCGAUGUGAAUCUGAGGUGUUCGAUGCUGUGAUACGAUAUGUUCAACAUGAUCCUGAUAAAAGGAUCUGCAAGUUAGAGGGAUUACUCUAUGCUGUUCGAUGCCAUUUUCUGUCUCCCAUGUUUUUGGAGAAACAGUUGAAUCAUUGUAAUAUUCUCAAGAAAAUGCCCCAGUGUCAAGAAUAUUUAUCCAAAAUUUUCCAAGGAUUAAAACUUCAUCAGACGUGUCCAGAAAAACCUAGGAAACCAUGUUCACCUCUAGUCAUAUUUACCGCCGGUGGUUACUUGCGACAAUCCCUCAGUAAUUUUGAAUACUAUAAUCCCUCCUCAAAUCAGUGGACAAGACUUCCCGAGUUACCCACUCCAAGGAGUGGUCUGUGUUGUUGUAUUGUGAAAGGUUCAUUCUUCUGUGUUGGAGGCAGGAACAACUCUCCUGAUGGAAAUAUGGACUCCAAUGCCCUUGAUGUGUUUGAUCCCAUCAGAAAUAUCUGGCUCUCCAGAUGUCCAAUGACAGUCCCCAGAAAUCGUGUAGGAAUUGGUGUGAUUGACAAUAUGAUAUAUGCUGUUGGAGGGUCACAAGGUCAACAGCAUCAUUCUUCUUUGGAAAGGUAUGACCCUGACUUAGACCGAUGGACAAUGCUGGCUUCAAUGGCCACCAAGCGAAUAGGAGUGGGAGUUGCCGUGGUGAAUAGGUUGUUGUUUGCUCUUGGUGGUUUUGAUGGAAGCAACAGGUUGCGAAGCAUGGAAUGUUAUGACCCAGAGAAGGAUGAGUGGCACUUCGUGGCUCCCAUGAAUACGACUCGUAGUGGUGCUGGAGUAAUUGGCAUGGAUUGUUACGUGUAUGCAGUUGGAGGGUAUGACAGUAGCUGUCAACUGAGCUCUGUGGAGCGGUAUUGCACAGUCACCAAUCAGUGGGAGUUUGUAGCCCCCAUGAGGAGCCCCAGGAGUGCUCUAAGUGUAGCUGUAGUCAACAGUAAACUUUAUGCUUUAGGUGGUUAUGAUGGACAAGAGUUUCUAUCAACAGUAGAGUGUUAUGAUCCGGACAAAAAUGAGUGGACAGAAGUGACAAACAUGACUUGUGGCAGAAGUGGACAUGGGGUGGCAGUGGGCGCUGAACCCUGCCACUCCUGACAUACGUAACUGUGUCUAAAAUUAUUGUCCAAUCUGCCAUCCUGAUGCUUGUGAUAGGAACUGUUCAAAUUUGGCAUAAUACACCACAGGCUCUAAGCAAGAAACUUAUGUACACAGGCCAGUUAAACAGCCAAUCCAGAAAGACAGAGACAUGCUUAAAAACACCAAACCUGUUACAAAUACCACAGUAUUAGUUUGUAUUUCCCUGUUAUUGCUGCUAUUAUGUUUCCUUCCUGUGGAAAACAAGAUGUCAGCGACCUGUCAAUGGUACAUGUAAUAAAUCAAACAACUUCGAACAUGGAUUUCUAACAUUUGAUACCAAGAACUUAGAGUGCUAAAAAUCUUAUAACAUGGAGAAAAGGUGAAAAAUUAAAGAAGGAUGUUAAGUAUUUGAAAAUUAUUUUUGCAUUGUAACAGAGAUUUCAUUAUUAUUUUCUCAUGGAAUAUUUAAGUUGCUCCACAAAGAAUAGCAUGUUACAUGUAUUACCAAGAACAAUGUAGCCACUAAUCUGAUGCUAGCAUAGGAGCACUCUGGGUCGGUAGUUUGACCUUUCUUUGGGUCAGUAGUUUGACCUUUUAUUAUGGUGACCUCCCUAUUUAUUUUAUCAUUUUAUUUUUAUGAAUGUUUGUGAUAUUGAUCAGCAAUUGACAAAUACAAGAUAAAUCAUUGGUGCUAUUGUUGUCGGCAGGCAAGUCAGUCUGCGUAGUUAUUAAAGGGUGUAGUCACAUCCUGUUGUUAUGUUUUAUUCUGCUGCAUACCAGAUUAAUAUUGUCAUUAUGGAGAAUUCCCUCUGUAGAAAUUCAAAGCAUCUUUUUGUAAUAAUUACAAAAUAGGUUAUUUCCUAUCUUUUGUUAGACAUUAUAAUGUAUAAUACUGGAGAUUAAUUCAACUUAGACAACAUACCACAUUUCAUAUUUUUCUCUUUUUUCCUUCAUUUUCUGAUCAUUUUCGGAAGGAUUGAUGCUGCGUAGUGAAGUGUUUUACCAAAUAUAAGCCACCAUAAUUUAUUUUUAAAAACCUCACUGAAUGUUGUGAUGCAAACCUUACCAUUACAAUGAAUUUUAUCUGGUUCAAACCAUUUCAUUUCUGGGAUUUUUUUCCUUUGUUUUUUUGUUUGUGUAUGCAGUCCUCUACUUGAGGUCCUGAUGAUCGUUUAAAUGCAGUGUUAUCAUGUUACGUUAAUUUUUGAAAAAUAAGAAAUGAUGCAUAAAAAAUGUGAAAAAAUAAAAAUGAUAUACAUUCAA
Molecule: messenger RNA, 3627 nt
Organism: Ostrea edulis (European flat oyster)
Lineage: Eukaryota; Metazoa; Mollusca; Bivalvia; Ostreida; Ostreidae
Product: kelch-like ECH-associated protein 1
Exons: 5
Coding region: 607-2382 (591 amino acids)
Molecular function (GO): protein binding
Source: RefSeq, a predicted model, not a curated record